Messenger RNA from Perognathus longimembris pacificus (Pacific pocket mouse), 2338 nucleotides. RefSeq names its product sodium-dependent phosphate transport protein 2C-like. The record is from RefSeq and is a predicted model, not a curated record. The transcript is spliced from 13 exons. Gene Ontology annotation, molecular function: sodium:phosphate symporter activity. Gene Ontology annotation, biological process: intracellular phosphate ion homeostasis; sodium-dependent phosphate transport. The coding region runs from base 522 to 2306 and encodes 594 amino acids. Gene Ontology annotation, cellular component: brush border; vesicle; apical plasma membrane. NCBI's taxonomy places the organism in Eukaryota, Metazoa, Chordata, Mammalia, Rodentia, Heteromyidae.
GCUCCCUGAGGAACCCUGUCCUCUCCGCUCCCCUGGUGCAAAGGGCUUCUCCCCUCCUGCCUGUCAGCCAGGUGACCCUGAUAAGGUCUGCAAAAAUCAGAGGCACACAAGGAGGCGGAGCCUUCUCACUGGGCUCCCGGGCAACCCCAGCGGGCAGCCCCUUCUGCCCAAGCCGCACCGAGUGUUACGACCCGCUGUGGACAGGGCGCCCAGUCCUGCCGUGCCCCUGGCCUGACACGAGGCCCGCCUCACUCCAAGAUGGUUGCUUUGGGGCUUGGAGCAUCUAGCCUUAGGGUGGCGGGGUCUGGACAAGGCCCCAGGGUCCCGGGGACCAGGUCCCUGAGUCCCCUCAGGGGCCUCAGCUCCUGGGUAAACAUUAAUGGGGCUCCAUACACAGUGAUCAUGUGGGCACCGGGCAGAUCCCUGGCCCUCAGCUGCUCCCGCUGAGCCUCCUCUUUGCCGCUACCCCUCACCACCCACGCAGAUCUGCCUCAGGCUUGGCCUCCCCCUGCCAUCCAUCCAUGCCGAACUCCCCAGCUGGUGGUCAGCUCCCCCUCCCCACUCUGAGCACGGUUGACUUGGUGGACUCGAGUCUGAGAAGUACAGGGAGCUCUGACUCUGCCGGGGGCCUGGAGGAGGGGGACACAGCCCCCCAGCGGAAGGACACCGGCCAGCUGAAAGAGUUCAGCACGGCCAGCAGGCUGUCCCAGGUGGCCGUCGGCUUCCUUAAGGUCUGCGGGCUCCUAGGCAGCCUCUACUUCUUCAUCUGCUCCCUGGAUAUCCUCAGCUCUGCCUUCCAGCUGCUGGGCAGCAAAAUGGCCGGAGACAUCUUCAAGGACAAUGUGGUGCUGUCCAACCCUGUGGCUGGCCUGGUCAUCGGCGUGCUGGUCACAGUCCUUGUGCAGAGCUCUAGCACAUCCUCCUCCAUUGUGGUCAGCAUGGUGGCCUCCAAAUUGCUGACCGUCCGGGCGUCCGUGCCUAUCAUUAUGGGAGUCAAUGUGGGCACGUCCAUCACCAGCACUCUGGUCUCAAUGGCCCAGUCUGGGGACCGAGAUGAGUUUCGGAGGGCCUUCAGUGGCUCUGCUGUUCACGGCAUCUUCAACUGGCUCACGGUGCUGGUCCUGCUGCCCCUGGAGAGUGCCACAGCAGUGCUGGAGAGGCUGAGUGAGCUGACCCUGCGAGCCGCCCACCUUCAGCCUGGCCAGCAGGCCCCCAACAUCCUCAAGGCGCUGACCCAGCCUCUCACACACCUCAUUGUGCAGCUGGACAGCACCGCCGUCAUCGGCUCCGCGACCGGCAACGCCACCAACCACAGCCUCAUUAAGCAAUGGUGCGGCAUCAGGGUGGAGACGGGAGACAGUGAAGAGUGUGACGCCUCCGGCUUCUGCCCUGAGAGAAACAGCACAGCCUUCCCUGAGGACAAGCUGCCCUGCCGUCAUCUGUUCGUGAACUCAGCACUCUCAGACCUGGCUGUGGGCUUCAUCCUUCUGGCAGGCUCCCUGCUGGUGCUCUGCACCUGUCUGGUCCUGAUCGUCAAGCUACUCAAUUCCCUGCUACGUGGCCAAAUAGCUGGGGCAGUGAGGACUGUCAUCAAUGCAGACUUUCCCUUUCCCUUUGGCUGGCUGAGUGGCUACCUGGCCAUCCUGGUGGGGGCCGGCCUGACUUUCCUGCUCCAGAGCAGCAGCAUCUUUACAGCAGCUGUUGUGCCACUCAUGGGAGUUGGGGUGAUCACCUUGGACCGCGCAUACCCCCUCUUCCUGGGCUCCAACAUUGGUACCACCACCACGGCUCUGCUGGCUGCCCUGGCUAGCCCUGCAGACAUGCUGCUCUUUGCAGUCCAGGUUGCUCUCAUCCACUUCUUCUUCAACUUGGCCGGCAUCCUGUUGUGGUACAUGGUGCCCGUCCUGAGGCUGCCCAUCCCCCUGGCCCAGCGCUUCGGGGACCUGACGGCCCGGUACCGCUGGGUGGCCGUUGCUUAUCUGCUGCUGGCCUUCCUGCUGUUGCCCCUGGCCGUGUUUGGGCUCUCCCUGGCAGGGGCCGUCGUGCUGGCGGCGGUGGGGGGGCCCCUGGUGGGCCUGGCGCUGCUCAUCAUCCUGGUGAACGUCCUGCAGGGGCGCCGGCCUUCGUGGCUGCCCCCCUGCCUCCGGUCCUGGGGCUGGCUGCCCCUGUGGCUGCGUUCUCUGGAGCCCUGGGACGGCCUGGUGACCCGCUGCUGCCCCACCGGGGCCUGCAGGCCCCAGGACCCUGCCGUCAAGGAGGCUCACUGCUUCGAGAACCCCGAGGUGCUGGCCUCGCAGCCGCUGUGAGGGUGGGCGGCCCGGGGGCGCGGGCGGCCAGC